This is a messenger RNA of Letharia columbiana, 2445 nucleotides long. RefSeq lists its product as uncharacterized. NCBI's taxonomy places the organism in Eukaryota, Fungi, Ascomycota, Lecanoromycetes, Lecanorales, Parmeliaceae. The transcript is spliced from 5 exons. The coding region runs from base 1 to 2445 and encodes 814 amino acids. The record is from RefSeq and is a predicted model, not a curated record.
AUGUCUUUACCGCCUAACUUAGUCGAUCUUCUCCAAAUAGCAACAAUUACUGACGCACUAUCUGAAGAGUAUCUGCUUAUGAUUGCUACUGUGUCUUAUGUUAAUGUCCCAGGGAAAAAAGACCUUUUUCUCCUUCUUGUGUUGGAAUUGUACCACGACGCACCGAAGAAAUACUUCGAGAUGCUUACGAUAGCUAUGAAAAAGAGCUUUCCACAGUGGAUACAAAUACUACCGCACACUCUCAAAGAGAACAACGCCGAGGACAACCAGUCUUCAAGAUCUAGAUUGUCCACAAUCUAUGAUCCUCUUGCCAGUCGAGUUAGCACGCAACUUGUUGAGCAAAUUGACCGAGAUGUUAAUGAGAAGAAGAAGAACAGUUCUCUGUUCAGGUUCUAUCUGCACUGCUUAGAAUACCAUUUACAUCGUCGGUAUUUCAUGUUUUGGGGCAUAGAUGGAUUGUUUGGCGGCAUACAUGAUAUGUCUCCAUUCAUCAGUGGUGUCAAUCAGGCAAUUCGUGAUGCUAUUGAUAAGUGUCUUGACAAUAUGGCGGAUAGACUGAGGACAUUUUUCGCACAAGUCUAUAGAUUGUCGGGAGGAGUUCAGCUCCAAGACAUCUCCUGGGAAAAUACGGAUAUACUCCUACUCUAUGGAGUUUCUGGCUCUGGAAAGACGAGAAGCAUCGAGGGCCUUCUUCACGAACACUGGGGCUACUAUCUUCUGCCCGGUAAUCUCAGUCUGAAUCAGCAACGUGAUUGCGAUAACUUGUACGACCCUCUACGGGGGGGAUAUUCAAGAGAUUCGUGCUUGCUAUGGCAGUUGAUCGAGAAUCUCGGCAAUGUUGUGCCUGGGAUGGAUAUCCGCAAAUAUUCAAUUACGGAGUGGUCUCGCCGUCUUAUACUAUCACGUCAUUUGGUGUUCGACAAGUUCCUUGAAGUUGCCUCAAAAAUACAUGGGGCUGACACGCCUGCGAACUGGCUAAGGUUUCAGAAGUCUUGUUCUACUAUUGAUCCUUUCGAGACAAUAUUCAGGCUACUGUUACUAGACAAUAGUUGGGAAACUCACUUGGGCUUGAGCAACCAUAUGACCCGUGUGGACAAGGUGCUUAGAGAGAAGACUUUCAUUUAUUGCCUUGAUGAAGCGCAGUGCUAUCUCGACACCCUUGUUCCCAUCGGAAAUUCGAAGACAAGAAACCUUUUAAAGGUAUUUUCUGAUGUCAUUUCAAUCGACUCUAGGCGGCGAUAUCAAGACCAGAGAUACGUCGUCUCUGGAACAUCUCUGAAGUUGAAGGAGACAAUCUCAAUUCUCGAAAGCACUCAACAAUUUCCCAAACGCGGACUACGAGUUUGGCCCGGGCGUUUGCUCACCACAUGUAAGACAUUUACAAAAUUCCCACUCCUCACAAAUGGCGACCAACUAGCGAAACUGAUCGAAGAGGAUGGGCUCAAUCGGAAAAACGAAGAGGAUGGGCUCAAUAAGAAAAUCAAAGCGAAUCCGGAGGUGUUGAAUCUCAUCAAGGAGCAUGGUAUUCGGCUGCGGGGACGAUACUUGUGGUCAGUUCGAUAUGUGGAGCAUCUGAAAGGCCACGAUAACUUGGAUUCGACUGCCAUAUCUACUGCCGCGGAUAGCGCUAUGCGGGAAGCUAAGGAGUCCUUGAAGAAGAGACUAUCUCGGCUCCGGAGAGACAAUCACGACGCCAUCUUACAGGAGCUGUGCUGGGUUGUCAUUCAAAGCGAUCUUUUAGACAGGCCGACAAUCUUCGAAAAGGACGAGGAUCAUCAAAUGAUUACGGAAGCAUUUGCCGUAGUCGAGACGCAUGGAGAAUCUCUAAAAGGCACCUUGAAAGAGUAUCUUGCUAUGGACGCGGCCAAGGAGUGGUUUCGAGAGGAGAACAAAGAUAUGUAUAAUGACAUGUUCAAAAAGUAUUUACGGUUCUCAACGAACGAUGCAGCAUCUUUUGGGAAAGCUGCAGAGUGGUUUUUAGCAUUGGAAUUGUGGAAUUGUCUACAUCAUUCGGAUCGCAUGACUGGGUCAGAAGGCGAAAAACGUCGUGAAGAGAUUUUGGAAUUUCUUUUCGAGGCUGGUGAAGACGGCAAAGAGCACAAAGCAUCCACAUACCAUCUGGUCGAAGGAAGAAACAUUGGUUAUUCACACGAUAGAAAUAAGAGCUUUCAUAGCAGUGGGAAAAAUGAAAAUCCCAAUUCUGGUUCCGUUGUUCCAAUAUGGGAAUGGAUGAAAUCGAUCCGGGAAAAGGAUCCCACACCAAUUGCUAGCUUCUACUUCCCUGAUAAUUAUUGUGGACCAGACAUCGUAUUCUCGUUGGAACCCACAGACAGCUCCGAACCCCGAGUCUUGUGUGUUUUGCAGCUGAAAACGGGGGCUGUGGAUGACAUGGGGAAAGCGAUUCGGACGACAGAUUUAUGGAUGUCUUAUGGAGGGGGCAGAUGA